Messenger RNA from Striga hermonthica, 2901 nucleotides. The record is from the annotation of a GenBank genome assembly. Lineage: Eukaryota; Viridiplantae; Streptophyta; Magnoliopsida; Lamiales; Orobanchaceae.
AUGCAAGCCAUUACCUGUUUUGUAUUACUGUUGCUGUUAGCAGUGGCAGUAGGAGAAACAGAAAUCGAUGCUCUUCUCGAGCUCAAAAAGGGAAUUCGGACGGAUAAUCCGGGGAAAAUUCUCGUUUCAUGGGAUUAUAAGGCAUUAACAUCGGAUGGUUGUCCUAAGGACUGGUACGGUAUCGCCUGUAGUAAUGGCCACGUGACUUCAAUCACACUGAACGGUUUAGGCCUAGUUGGAGAAUUGAGUUUUCCUGCCAUUUCAAGACUCCAAAUGCUUCGGAACUUAUCUGUGUCCAAUAAUCAGUUGAGUGGCAUUAUCACAAAAGACGUCGGCUCCAUUUCGGCUCUACAAAAUUUGGAUCUUUCACGGAAUUUGUUCACUGGGUCAAUCCCAUCCGAAGUGACCAGUUUAGAAAACUUGGUGCUCGUCAAUUUUUCGUCGAACAAUUUAGAAGGAGAAAUUCCAUCUGGUUUUAAUAGUUUGAAGGUGUUGAAGUAUUUGGAUUUCCACUCUAAUGGUUUCGUAGGAGAUGUCAUGAACCUGUUGGGUCGACUCGGGGCCGUCCAGUAUGUUGACCUUAGCUGCAAUAAAUUUUCAGGGUCUUUGGACAUGGGAAUUGGAGAUCCUGAUUUUAUUUCUUCAGUUAAUUAUUUGAAUAUUAGUUACAAUAGCUUGACUGGGGAGCUGUUUCCGCAUGAUGGAAUUCCGUAUUUCGACAGUUUAGAGGUUUUUGAUGCGAGUGAUAAUCAUUUUACCGGAAAUGUCCCUUCUUUUAGUUUUGUGGUGUCCCUAAGAGAGAUUAGGCUUCACAACAAUAAGUUAACAGGAUCUUUGCCAGAAGGGCUUUUGCAAGAGAGCUCAAUGAUCUUGUCUGAAUUGGAUCUGAGUCAUAAUGAACUUGAAGGGCCUAUCGGAAGCAUAUCUUCCCUUAACUUACGGAAUCUAAAUCUAUCAUCAAAUAGGCUGUCCGGUCCCUUGCCUGUCCGGAUCGGCCACUGCGCAAUCGUCGACCUCAGCAACAACAUGUUCACCGGAAACCUCUCCCGGAUUCAAGGCUGGGGAAAUUACGUCGAGAUUAUCGAUUUAAGCUCCAACCAACUCACCGGCACCUUGCCAAACCAAACCUCUCAGUUCUUGAGGCUCGUCUCAAUAAAAAUCUCCAACAACUCACUACAAGGCGCCCUGCCACCUGUACUAGCCACAUACCCGGAACUCAAGUCGAUCGAUCUCAGCCUUAACAACCUGACCGGGCUCCUCCUUCCUGCCCUUUUCAACUCGACAAAGUUGACCGAUAUUAACCUUUCUCAUAACGAUUUUUCCGGUACAAUACUUAUUAAUUCAUCCGUCAUGCAGAAUUACAGCCUUACAUCUCUCAACCUGUCACGUAAUGCACUUAUGGGUCAAUUGCCUCCCGAACUUGGCAUUUUUCACAAUAUUGUGCUUCUAGACCUUUCUGACAACAAUUUUGAAGGUACUAUUCCCGAUGGCCUUCCGGACACAUUGACAGUAUUCAAUGCAUCUUAUAAUAAUCUCUCUGGAGUCAUCCCCAAAAGCUUGCAGAGGUUUCCAUCUUCAUCUUUCCAUCCGGGGAAUAACUUGCUUGUCAUUCCCAAUGAGGGCCCCCCAUCAAAGGGCGGUGAUGACCUUGUACUGAGAAGACAUGGGGGCAGGAUGAAAUCCGCAAUGAGGGCAGCCCUUAUAGCAGGUGUGGUUGGAGGCGUGUGUGUGAUUGCUAUCUUGGCAAUGCUGAUCUAUUGCAGAGUACAUGGAUAUGGAGGGAAGGCGAAGGACUCGGUUAAAAAUGGUGGAAAGCAAGUUUCAUCUCCCCGCCCAAGUCAUUCUGCCGAUAACCAACCAUCAACUUCUCAAAACACCAAAGACCUUGCCCAACCGGACUUGGCACCAUCGACAGCCGAAGCUGCAGCUCCAUCCGUACCAAUCACAUCCGAAAACCCUAGUGUAUUACGGGUUUGUUCGCCCGACAAGUUGGCAGGAGACUUACAUUUGUUUGACAGCUCAUUGAGAUUCAGUUCUGAGGAGCUCUCUUCGGCCCCGGCGGAGGCGGUCGGGAUGAGCUGUCAUGGGACACUUUACAAAGCUGUUCUCCCGUCGGGUUGUUUGCUGGCGGUCAAGCUGCUGAAAGAAGGAAUCGCCAAAGGAAGGAAGGAGUUUGCUCGUGAGGCAAAAAAGCUUGGGAAUAUCAGGCACCCGAACUUGGUCACACUACAAGGGUUCUAUUGGGGUCCCAAGGAGCAUGAGAAGCUCAUCAUAUCCAUAUUUGUUGAUGCACCGUGUUUGGCUCUCUAUCUUCAUGGGCCAGACCCCACAGCCACAAUCCCGCCUCUGACCCUUCCUGACCGGCUAAAAGUCGCUAUCGAUGUAGCUUGCUGCCUCACCUACCUACACACCGACGUUUCAAUCCCCCACGGCAACCUCAAAUCCACCAACAUACUAAUCCAAAUCCCGGACAUAAAAGCCCUCCUCACCGACUACAGCCUUCAUCGCCUGCUGACAUCAGCUGGCACGGCCGAGCAGGUCCUCAAUGCCGGUGCCCUUGGUUAUCUGCCGCCCGAGUUCACGAGCACGGCCAAACCCUGCCCUUCUCUCAAGAGUGAUGUCUAUGCUUUUGGGGUCGUUGUUUUGGAGCUCCUCACUGGAAGGAGCUCGGCCGACAUUAUCCCAGGGAAUCCGGAUGUGGUGGAUCUUUCCGAGUGGGUGAGCUUGAUGGCCACUGAAAACCGGGCUGUCGAGUGUCUGGACCCUCGGGUUUUAGGGCCCGCGGGUUUGCCUGACGGGCUUGAGGAUUUUCUUCGUAUUGGGCUCAGGUGUGUGCUCCCGGCGGACGAGAGGCCCGACAUGAGAGUGGUUUUCGAGGAGCUUUCAUCGAUAGUCCUGUGA